Molecule: messenger RNA, 1457 nt
Organism: Hemibagrus wyckioides
Lineage: Eukaryota; Metazoa; Chordata; Actinopteri; Siluriformes; Bagridae
Exons: 7
Coding region: 278-964 (228 amino acids)
Molecular function (GO): DNA binding
Source: RefSeq, a predicted model, not a curated record
GCGGAGCGCGAGUCGUACGCGUAUACCUUCCUUCUCCCCUCGUGGGCCACGGCCAUUGGCCGCGCGUGCACGUGUGUCUGUGCGCUCCGACGGCAGGUGCCAAAACCGAAACUUCGCCUUAUGCAAAUAAUAAACGAGUUGCUUUAGAGCGCGCGCUGCCGUCGGCCGAAGCGUACGUGAACUUUUUCUGGUGCGAGUCGCGCGUGCUUUGCCUCUAGUUAUAAACUUAACUCCACUACACGGUCCGCGCGCUCGCGCCGUCACUGCAGGUCACGUGAUGCCGCAGGUGACGGGGCCGAUACUGCUGCAGCUCGCGCUGCUCCUGUGCGCCCUGCCCGCCCAGUAUCUUAUAAUGGAGUGGACCAGCGGGACCGCCGCACAACGCAUACUGGCAACUCAGGGAAUCCUUGAAACAUGGAAAAGCAUGAGGAUGUCGUAUCUAAACAUGACGGUUUGGGUCGACUGGAUCACUUCCUGGAUGCCCAAAUUUCCACUGCUGGGAGUGGAGGAUGAUCUGGAGGAGAUGCAUGGAGAGAUGAUGGCGCUGGAGAUACUGAUGCACGGUAAUAAUUUCGGCUACUUUGCAGCUUCAGAGGUGCCACGCAGCCCCCGGCCAGGGUAUGUGCUACACCGUGUUGGAGAGGUCGUCAUGGAGACCCAGAAUCACAUGGUGGGGGUGAUAGUGGGCUGGGAUGAAGGACUACGUGCUCCUCCAGAGUGGUUAAAGAGGAAGAAGUACACCGAGUCGGAGGUGAAGAGAAUGGAGAACACCCCACACUACAAAAUUUUGUUCAGUGGACCUGAUCCUUCCUCUCUGAUGAUUGGAUACCUGCCCCAGAAUGUACUCCAACUCUUUGAAGGAUACAUGCCAGAAAUCCCCACCCUGGAGCAGUAUUUCUCCCACUUUAAUGGGAAAAAAUUUGUGAUGCUCGACUGGCUGAAAGCUCUCUACCCAGAAGACUGAUAGAGAAACAGAGACGGGACACACCGGCACGUCGGAUCGCUCUGAUAAGUCGAUGUAUUGCGAAGGUGUGGAAGUCGAUCUGCUGUGAAUAAGCACUUGUCACUUUGAGAAUAGCUCUCCUCGAUGUCGUGCCUCAGAGUCUCCUGAUGGAGUGCGGACGUGAUUUAGGCCGUGCUUCAGCGCUUAGGACUGCAAUGAAAUGUUUUUCAGGGAUAAUUACCAAUAAAUAAAUAAAUAAAAUAAAUUAGGGCUAACCAUGUGAAUGAAUCAGAUGAAGGACUGGCUCACAGAGUGAGAUGUUUUAUUGUUCUGUUAAUUAAUUGACUGUGUUCGUUAGACAUACACUGGGGUUUUUGUGAAUGUAAUUCAGGUCAUUACGGUUAAAAGAAUCCUCAGUAUUGUGCAAUGGAUUUUUUUUAACCAUGCUUUUACACAGUGUUCUGAAGAAAAUGUUAACUAGAAGUGAAACUGGAAUAAAUAACCACACACCUGA